This is a messenger RNA of Scophthalmus maximus (turbot), 2924 nucleotides long. It is a transcript of the gene asb15b, whose product is annotated as ankyrin repeat and SOCS box containing 15b. Gene Ontology annotation, cellular component: cytoplasm. Gene Ontology annotation, biological process: intracellular signal transduction. Gene Ontology annotation, molecular function: protein binding. The record is from RefSeq and is a predicted model, not a curated record. The coding region runs from base 825 to 2591 and encodes 588 amino acids. The transcript has 14 exons. Lineage: Eukaryota; Metazoa; Chordata; Actinopteri; Pleuronectiformes; Scophthalmidae.
GUGGAGGAGAGGCCGCCUACAGGCUGAGUCACUGUGUCACAAGCUGACGCUGUCUGAGAGCCUUUUUUUCCCUUUUUUUUCCAUAAACUCCCACGUAUCAAUUUGUUCGUCAGGAGAAAGUGGGCACUUGUUCUCUCGAGGGAAUAUCUCACUUAGAAUAUGUCAAGGUUAUUCCACAAGCCGUUGUUUGGAAAGUGAAAAUAGAACAAUGAGAGGUCUAUGAUCUGUGGAGGCUUUAAGCUGACAAACUGAGGGCAUUUAUUAUUUUUUAUCAUUGUGAUCUACGUAUUUGAAUCCCUUAUUUUCUAUUAUUUAGUCCAUGUUUUGGCUUCUGGUGUUACCGGUUUGCUUCAGUGUGUGUGCAGGAAACUAAAUUGCAUGAUUUCCUCAUGACUUACAUUGAAGAAGUGAAUCCAAGUGAAGGCUAUUAUCCAUAAUUGAUUUCCAUUAUCAAACCAAUUGCAGUCACAAAGGCAACAUUUGAUGAACACACGGGAGCGGAUUAGUUACACAACGAGAAUUCAUGUGGAAACAUAAUAGCACCAAUAGUUAGAAUAUUUUGGACGUGCCACUCUCUGCAGACAUGUAAACAUGUUUGUGUUUGCAUGUGAUUAAAUGAGGUCGCAGUGUGGCAAUCAGGGAGGGGGCGACUUCGUUCACUGGAGCUGGUGGUGAAAAUGUGACAGACACACUCUGAGCUGAGUCGGGUCAUCCAGAGCAGGUCACAUCUAAAUAUAACCCCGACGGCUUAUAGGACCCCGCAAAAACAAAAACACACGGGCUGCGAGCUGGAGCGCUGCACACUUUCGGAUCAUUUUUCAGAAAUGGACGACUUUGAGCAGGAAGGAAUAAAUGAGGAACUGAUUGAGUUUGCCAUUCGAGAGAGCCUUCACGAUGCCCACAAGCUGCCAUGUUCCUCGCAGACCAACAGGAAAGAACCAAACAGUGAAGAAUUUACGAAGAUAAUGUCAGCCAUUCACAACGGUGAUGUGUGUGCACUGCGGGAGCUGUCAGCCUGCGUGUCUGCCUUCAGAGAGAGCGACAGCAGAGCCCGGCUGCCUCUGCACGCAGCAGCUGUACAGCCACAGCAGGAGAUCCUGCAUGUGGUGCUGCAGGUGGUGGUGACAUCCACAGAGCUGACCCUGGAAGAGCAGACGGACGACGGCGACACGGCCCUGACUCUGGCAGCGGAGGCCGGCCUGGUGGAAAACGUCAGGAUGCUGCUGCAGCACGGAGCUUCCCCACACAGCACCGACAGCUUGAACGAGUCUCCUCUGCUCAUCGCAGUGAGACGGAGAUCGUACGACAUGGUUCUAUCCCUCAUCAUGGGUGGGGCCCUCGUGGAGCAGGUGUGUCUCACGAAGUGGACGGCCACCCAUGAAGCUGCAAAGGUGGGCUGCGCUGCCAUCACGAUGCUGCUGCUCCGCAAUGGAGCCAAAGUGACGUCUCGAGACGGACACGGGGUGACGCCUCUGGGCGUCGCAGCUGAAUAUGGCAACGCCGAGGCUUUGGACAUACUCGUGCAGCACGGUGGUGACGUGAAUGCCCAGGCCAGUAACGGAGACACAGUCCUGUACGACGCGUCCGGCUCUGGAAACCUGGACUGCAUCAAGCUGCUCCUGCAGCACGGAGCCGACCCAAAUGUGGCCAGCAAUGCCUCUCAGCUGCCCAUCCACAGAGCUGCAUACGAAGGACACAUACUAGCCCUGAGGACUCUCAUCCCCAUCACCACAAAGAAAGCGAUCCGUCUCUCAGGACAGAGCCCCGUCCACUCAGCCGCCGACGGGGGACAGGUUGAGUGUCUGGAGCUGCUCAUACAGAAAGGAUAUGAUGUCAACGCCCUGCUGCACACACACAUCUCUGAGAACUACGGGGACCUCAGGAAGACGCCGCUGUACUUCGCCGUCUCCAACGGUGAUGUGACCUGCGCUGAGAUGUUGCUGGCAGCCGGAGCGAGGUCGGACCUGGACCCGCUCCGAUGCAUCCUGGUGGCCGUACGAGCUGAGAGGUACGAGCUGGUGCGGCUGCUGCUGUCCUAUGGAGCGGAGGUGAAUUGUUACUUCGGGGUGAUCACUGACACAGUGUUCCCCACUGCUCUGCAGUACUGCCUCAGGGACCACGUCAUGCUGCGGCUGCUGCUCAACAGUGGAUAUCACGCUCACAAGUGUUUCCAGUGUUGCCAUGGUGACGGUGACGAAACGGACAGCAGCUGGACUGACCUCCACAACCAGGCCUACCAAAUCUACAGUCAACCCGAUGUCAUCUCGUUCUGUGAGUUUGUGUCGGUGCUGUGCCUGGCACACGUGGUGGGCAGUGUGGCGAGGCUGCUCCUGGACUACGUCGGCCAUGUCCGCAUCUGUCCCGACCUCAGACGCAUCCUGGAGAAGAAGCCGGAGUGGGAUGAGAUUUCUGACAUACUGAGCAAGCCGAGGUCCCUGCAACACUUGUGUCGACUGGUCAUCCGAGGUCACGUGAGCCUCAGGACGCUGAAUGACCCUGAAGCCAUGGCUGCUGCUCCUUUCCCUCCGAGACUGAAGAACUACCUGACCUACAGAGAGUACCACCUGCUCGGUGACCCCUCUGCUACGUGAAACAAAUUGUAUUAACACCUGUGGGACUAAAACACCCAUACUGAAAAAAAAGCACUUUUUCCAACUAGAAUAUACUUUUUAUGAGCCAGAGUGUCUUGCUUGUAGUUCAUGACUGUGUCAUUGAAUCAUCUUCUGACCCAAUCAAAGUUUAUUCCUGAACAGAUGAGGUAUAAAACGUUUAACAAUGCUCUAUUCUUUUGUGCUCAUGUUGUGUAUUUUCAAUAUGGGGUUUGAAUACAAAUUAAACAGAAUUGUUACUUAAAUAUAACGAAUGAAAUGUUUUGUAUUUUGUGAUGAAAAAAAAUUGAAAUGAAUAGAAAUGUUCAAGUUUCA